AUGACGACGCGCGCGCGCGCGGUGACGAUCCCGGGCGACGACGGCGACGCGAUCGAGGUGGGCGCGGAGACGACGUUCGAGGCGGUGAUCGGGAUCGAGACCCACGUGCAGUUGAACUCGAGGACGAAGGCGUUUUGUCGAUGCGCGUACGCGUACGGCGCCGAGCCGAACACGCGCGUGUGUCCGACGUGCAUGGGACAUCCUGGGACGUUGCCGGUGCUGAAUAAAGUGGUCGUGCAGAAGGGGAUCGCGAUCGGGACGGCGCUGAACGCGAAGAUACGGCGGUCGAGUAAGUUUGAUCGUAAACAGUACUUUUACCCGGAUCUGCCAAAGGGGUAUCAGAUAUCGCAGUUCGACGAGCCGCUGUGUUACGAUGGGUCGAUCGAGGUGGUUUUGCCGGUGGAGGACGGUGGGGGGACGAGACGGGUCGGGAUCACGCGGGCCCAUCUCGAGGAGGACGCUGGGAAGCUCACGCACGCGAAAGGGGAGGAUGGGAAGAGGUACUCGUACGCGGAUUAUAACCGCGCGGGCGUGGCGCUAUUAGAGAUCGUCACAGAGCCGGAUCUGCGCACGGGGCGCGAGGUCGCGGCGUACGGGGCCGAACUGAGGCGCAUCGUGCGAUUUUUGGACGCGUGCGACGGUGACAUGUCUCGGGGUUCGAUGAGAAACGACGUCAACGUGAGCAUACGGCCCGUCGGACGCAAGAUGUUCGGGACCAAGGUGGAGGUGAAGAACAUGAACUCGUUCAACGCCAUGGCGCGCGCGAUUGAUUAUGAAAUCGAACGCCAGGAGGCGCUCAUUCGUGCCGGGAAGGCUGACGAGAUCGUUCAAGAGACGCGCACGUGGGAUGAGGCGGCGCAGAAGACGGUUGCGAUGCGUAAGAAGGAGGGCUUGGCGGACUAUAGGUACUUUCCCGAACCCGAUCUCCCUCGAUUGACGCUCUCGGAGAAAUUCAUUCAAGAUGUGGUGUCCACCAUGCCUGAGCUUCCGGCCGCGGUGCGUGCUCGGUACUCCGAUCUCGGGCUCCCCCAGGCGGAUGUGCAGGUUCUCGUGGAGGACAAGGAGCUCGUCGCCUACUUCGACGCGGCGAUGAACUCGCCAUCGAAGCCGUCGGCGAAGCAAAUCGCCAACUGGCUUACGGGUGAUAUCAUGGCGCACAUGAAGAACGCCAAGUUGGACAUCAAAUCGCUCCCGCUGGGCCCCGAGGCGCUCGGUGAAUUUUGCGGACUCAUCGACUCGGGCGAAAUCAGUGGGAAAAUCGGCAAGGACAUCCUCCCGGAGCUCUUAGAGACGGGCGGUAGCGCCAAAGCAUUGGUGAAAGAACGAGGUCUGUCUCAAAUCUCCGACCCUGCCGAGAUCGAGGCCUUGAUCGACGGGGUCCUCGAAGCCAACGGCUCGCAGCUCGAGCAGUAUCGAUCCGGAAAGACCAAACUCAAAGGUUUCUUCGUCGGUGCCUGUCUCAAGGCGAGCGGUGGCCGCGCGAAUCCAACCCUGGUGGAUAAAAUAUUACAGGCCAAGCUCGACGGCGUCCCGGUACCGCCGUGA
Messenger RNA from Ostreococcus tauri, 1545 nucleotides. RefSeq names its product Aspartyl/Glutamyl-tRNA(Gln) amidotransferase,subunit B/E, catalytic. The record is from RefSeq and is a predicted model, not a curated record. Bases 1 to 1545 code for a protein of 514 amino acids. Gene Ontology annotation, biological process: glutaminyl-tRNAGln biosynthesis via transamidation; mitochondrial translation. NCBI's taxonomy places the organism in Eukaryota, Viridiplantae, Chlorophyta, Mamiellophyceae, Mamiellales, Bathycoccaceae. Gene Ontology annotation, molecular function: glutaminyl-tRNA synthase (glutamine-hydrolyzing) activity. The transcript has a single exon.